Molecule: messenger RNA, 752 nt
Organism: Amborella trichopoda
Lineage: Eukaryota; Viridiplantae; Streptophyta; Magnoliopsida; Amborellales; Amborellaceae
Product: glycine-rich protein
Biological process (GO): calcium ion transport; endoplasmic reticulum calcium ion homeostasis
Cellular component (GO): Golgi apparatus; endoplasmic reticulum membrane
Source: RefSeq, a predicted model, not a curated record
GCCCAUUGCCAGCGCUAUCGACCAAUUUUUUUGAGGAUUAUCACGUCAUUUCUAGAAACCCGAAGGAGAGGAAUUCUCCCUGCAUCGUGGAGAAGACAGAAUGGGAAACGCGGUGCUCCUUCCCGUCUAUUUAAAAGGGCCCUCCUCGCCGGACGGGUUGAAGAAUAGUGGUGAUGGCGUAUGUCGAGAAAGGUGUUGUCAAAGACAAGCGAUCAAUAUGGAGACUGGGCAUCAUCAGUGAACUUUUCUGGGCAAUUAUCAGUUUCUUUGGAGCCUUUUUUACGACGUUGUUUUCGAUGGAGAAAUCUGAUGCGUACAGGAAACUGUCUGGUUCUCGUAGUUCGUGGGAUGGUGGUCCGGGUGGGGGUCCUGGAAGAGGUCCUUAUGGUGGUGGUGGGCCUCGUGGUGCUCCACAUGGGAUGGGUAAUGUCCGUGGAAUUGAUCAUAGUCCUCUUCCUGCUUGCGGCUCAUGUUGUGGAGGUUAAAUGAGAGUGAUCUGAUUGUGUGUUUACCUCGACCUGAACUCUUUUGGGUUACAUGUGUAAGUAGGACUCAGACUUUAGAUUUCCAAGAACUUUGUGUGUAAUCCUUCUUGGAUUUCGAUUGGCUUUUCUAGAAAGGACGACUGUCUCGAAUGGGAUUCCUUCUAUUACUAUCAAGCAUCUGAAAAGAAGCGUCUAAUUUGUUUUAGAUUGGUUGGUAGACUGAAUGGUUAAUGUUGUGACAUGCAAAUGUGAAAUGUGGUCCUCUGA